GUGUGGGCCCCACUCGAAUCAAAGCUUCUCUUCAACUUCACCAAUGGCGGCCUCUUCUCUCGCUCUCCUUCAAAAAACCCACCUCCUAGGCUACUACAUCCCCUAGUCACGUGACCCGAGGACCAGUGCCGCGUGUCUCAGAUUCCCUGAACACGUGCCUAUUAAAGCCCCUCCCCCUCUUUUUCUCUCCUCGCCGCGUCUUCUCUCAUUCUCCCUCUCUCUCUCUCAUGGCCGCUUCGAGCUCGAGCCCAUGGCUUUCUGUGCAAAUUCUCGAGAAAAUAUGUCCUCCAGUCGAGAAACGACCAAUCAAUAGAAAAAUCUCGUGUUUUUAUCGCCAGACGAUAAGUAGGAGGAGAACUAGAAGCUUCCUGACUCCGAAACCCCAAACCAUCACUCGGCGACCGUUAGUUUGCAGUUCAAAUGAGUUCCCCGGGGAAACGGAGAACGCUGGUGGCAGCGAUGGUAAUUUCAGCAAGGAAAAUGAGCAAUUCGUCGGAUGGUUUCGCCAGGCCUGGCCGUACAUUCGCGGGCACAGUGGCAGCACAUUUGUUGUGAUCAUUUCGGGGGAGAUUGUAGGCAGCCCACAUUUGGACGGCAUUUUACAGGAUAUUUCACUCCUUCAUGGUGUAGGGAUCAAAUUUGUGCUUGUUCCUGGAACUCAUGUGCAAAUUGACGAGCUUCUUGCAGAGAGAGGAAGCAAGGGAAAGUAUGUUGGUCGAUACCGGAUUACAGAUUCUGAUUCACUGGAGGCAGCAAUGGAAGCGGCAGGGAGAAUCAGACUCACAAUUGAAGCAAAGCUGUCUCCUGGACCUCCUAUAUUGAGCCUUCGUCGACAUGGUGACAACAGUCGUUGGCAUGAUGUUGGUGUCAGUGUUGCAAGCGGCAAUUUUCUUGCAGCUAAGAGGAGAGGGGUUGUUGAAGGUAUUGAUUAUGGAGCAACAGGUGAGGUGAAGAAAAUCGAUAUUGCCCGAAUACGUGAAAGGCUUGCCAGAGACUGUAUAGUUAUAGUAAGCAACGUGGGUUUUUCCAGUUCUGGAGAAGUUUUAAAUUGCAACACUUAUGAGGUUGCUACUGCUUGUGCUUUAGCUAUCGGGGCAGACAAACUCAUUUGCAUUGUAGACGGUCCAAUUCUUGAUGAAUCUGGACGACUUAUUCGUUUCAUGACACUUCAAGAUGCAGACAUGCUGAUACGGAAGCGAGCUCAGCAAAGUGAAAUAGCUGCAAACUAUGUGAAGGCUGUUGGUGAAGAUGAUAUUGUUUCUCCAGGAUAUGUUGGUUCAAAUGGAAGUAGCAACCUUCCCCAGAAUGGAAAUGGAUUCAGGGAAACAUAUAAGGCAACUUUUCAGAAUGGCAUUGGUUUUGACAAUGGGAAUGGGAUGUGGUCUGGUGAACAGGGUUUUGCCAUUGGAGGUGAGGAACGACUGAGCAGAUUAAAUGGUUACCUUUCAGAAUUGGCUGCAGCAGCUUUUGUGUGCAGAGGUGGUGUACAAAGAGUUCAUUUAUUAGAUGGAACCCUUGGUGGGGCUUUGUUAUUGGAAUUGUACACACGAGAUGGAGUGGGGACAAUGGUGGCGAGUGAUGUUUAUGAAGGCACAAGGAUGGCUAGGGUUACAGAUCUCUCCGGAAUAAAACAACUUAUAGAACCUUUAGAAGAAUCUGGUGCAUUGGUGCGAAGGACAAAUGAAGAGCUGCUUGAAGCAUUGGAUUCGUUUAGCAUUGUGGAGAGAGAUGGUUCAAUCAUUGCGUGUGCUGCCCUUUUCCCUUUCUUUGAGGAGAAGUGUGGAGAGGUUGCCGCUAUUGCUGUGUCUCCUGAAUGCCGUGGACAUGGACAAGGAGACAAAUUGCUAGACUACAUUGAGAAGAAGGCAUCAUCCCUUGGAUUGGAGAAACUUUUUCUGCUUACAACUCGUGCUGCAGAUUGGUUUGUGCGCCGUGGCUUCUCAGAGUGUCCAUUUGAGUCCAUUCCAGAGGCAAGGAGGAAAAGGAUAAAUCUCUCCCGUGGAUCGAAGUACUAUAUGAAGAAGCUGCAGCCAGAGCGAAGCGGGAUUCCUCUUGAUAAGGUUGCCUUAAGGUGAUAGUAUUGGACAAGAAAUGCAAAGGUUAUCCAUUCACCAGGCUGGUCUUACCCUGUAUGUGCUGUGGCCAGAAAUCAGGUUAGUCCAGUGGGCCGUAUAUGUAUGAUAACAAAGAAGGAUUGACCAAUGGUCCACACCAUAUAUACAUGUGGCCUGCCUGUUGACUGGCCAGAAAACUACAACCUUAAUGCUUUGGUUUAGUAUUUUAAAGGUGAAUAAACUAUUCAGCUUGCGGAUUAGUGUUGUAAGUACCCACUAAUUUGAUUUUUAAAUUAAUGAUAUUGUUUCUUAAUCACCCA
Molecule: messenger RNA, 2374 nt
Organism: Magnolia sinica
Lineage: Eukaryota; Viridiplantae; Streptophyta; Magnoliopsida; Magnoliales; Magnoliaceae
Product: probable amino-acid acetyltransferase NAGS1, chloroplastic
Exons: 10
Coding region: 228-2075 (615 amino acids)
Biological process (GO): L-arginine biosynthetic process
Cellular component (GO): cytoplasm
Molecular function (GO): L-glutamate N-acetyltransferase activity, acting on acetyl-CoA as donor
Source: RefSeq, a predicted model, not a curated record